This is a messenger RNA of Daldinia loculata, 492 nucleotides long. RefSeq lists its product as uncharacterized. The transcript has 3 exons. Bases 1 to 492 code for a protein of 163 amino acids. Lineage: Eukaryota; Fungi; Ascomycota; Sordariomycetes; Xylariales; Hypoxylaceae. The record is from RefSeq and is a predicted model, not a curated record.
AUGUCGAACCCAUAUAUUCAUUUGGGAAAUGGCGUGACUGUCACGACCAGACAGGUCGUCAUGAUGGUCUCCAUUUUUAAAAAUGCAAGCAAAGACUUGCUAAAGACUGUGGAUUGGACCGCAGUGAGUCGCGAGAUGGGUCAUGCCUCUCGCCGUGUCGCACGCGACACUUUUACCACCCGGUGCAAGGGUAAGGGUUGGCUAAAAGGCGGAGUGACUAUUCUUCCCGUUUCUGGCGCUUCCGGCGCCGCUCCCGUCGUCGCCCCUCCCGCUGUUGUGCCGGCUGUGGUGCCCGCUAUUCCCAACGCAGCCCCCGCCACUGGACCCACUACCACACCGGCUGCCGCACCUCCGGCCCCGGCUCCGGCUCCGGUCCCCGCCCCAGCUGCUCUCCCUGCUGCGGCCCCUGCGCCGCGUCGCCGCCGUGCCAGAGGAAUUCUCCAUAGAGCUCGUCAGGGUCGCGUUUCGAAGAGUCAUGUUUCUAGACCCUAA